AACAAUCCUUCAUUAGUUAAAAAAACAAAAAAACAAAAAAAACCCCUCCAUUAAUGAACUCAUCAACAACAACAAAGCUAGAAAACCUAUGGGAAGAAGUUGGUGAACUGUCAUUAGGAACCACCCCACCAAUUCCUCCGUCAUUACCUCUCUCAAAACAAAGCCUUCAUCCACCGCCGCCACCACCCUCAACUGCAAAUCCGGCGCCAUGGCAGCUCGCAAAAGAGGCCCUUCUUCUUCUUCUCCUCCUGCUACUACUAGUUCAAAAAGCACUGAAUCUGAUCCAAAAUCAGCUGAAUCAUCAUCUAAAAUCAGAGCAUCAAAAAUAAUAUUGUUUUCUUUGAUUAUAUUUGUUCCGUAUCUAUACUUGAUAUUUUAUCAUUAUGAAAUCCAAGGGGAGUUUAAGAGAUCGAUUGUAAUUAACGCUGGAUUAAGUUUUGGAGGAUUUAUAGUAACCCUAAUUAUGAUUCCAGUAGCUUCUAGAUAUGUUAUUAGAAGGAAUCUUUAUGGUUUUGAUAUUAACAAGAAAGGCACUCCCCAAGGUCUCAUUAAAGUGCCCGAGUCACUUGGUAUUGUUGUUGGGAUUGUUUUCUUGGUUGUGGCGAUACUAUUUCAGUAUUUCAAUUUUACAUCAGAUUCAAUGUGGCUUGUCGAGUAUAAUGCAGCUUUAGCAUCUGUCUGCUUUAUGAUUUUGCUUGGGUUUGUGGAUGAUGUCCUGGAUAUUCCUUGGCGAGUGAAACUAGUAUUGCCAUCAAUUGCUGCUCUCCCUCUUUUGAUGGCCUAUGCUGGCCAUACAACGAUUAUGAUACCAAAGCCCCUUGUUGAGUAUGUUGGAACGGAAAUUUUGGAUCUAGGAUGGAUCUAUAAGCUAUAUAUGGGGCUCAUGGCAGUCUUUUGCACAAACUCGAUCAACAUUCAUGCUGGCAUAAACGGUCUUGAAGUUGGACAGACUGUUGUUAUAGCAUUUGCAAUUUUAAUUCACAAUAUCAUGCAAAUUGGAGUGUCUCCCAAUCCUGAAACUAAACAGGCCCAUGCAUUUUCCAUAUACCUUGUCCAACCAUUGCUUGCAACUUCAUUGGCAUUGCUUUCUUACAACUGGUACCCGUCUUCUGUUUUUGUUGGUGACACCUAUACAUACUUUGCUGGAAUGACGAUGGCAGUUGUUGGCAUAUUAGGCCACUAUAGUGAGACACUCUUAAUAUUCUUCCUUCCUCAGAUUAUAAACUUCCUAUUGUCACUUCCUCAGCUUGCAGGUAUUAUCCCCUGUCCACGCCAUCGGCUGCCAAGGUUCGACCCUCAGACAGGACUGCUAACCGGGACAAAGGAUGGGACACUUGUGAAUGUUUCCUUGAGAAUAUUUGGCCGGAUGUCUGAAAAGUCUCUAUGCAUUGUACUGUUGGUUCUCCAGGCCCUUGGUUGCUGCUUCUGUUUCUUCCUGAGGUGGAUUCUCACUGGAUGGUACAAAUGAGGCAUAGUAACUUAGAACAUGACCUUUUGAUCAAAAUAGUGUUAAGUGAAAACAGAGGUGUUGUAUCAUUUUACCAGAGUAGGGAACUUAACAGCAAUCAAAGGCCAGAAUCGUUGAUUUUUGCAGCUACUUUAUACUAACAGCAGUCAAAGGCCAGAACUUAAUGGAUUGGGUGUUUGCUCAAUUAGUGGAGAACCCCGCAUGUACUUUGAUCAACUUUGUUUGCUAUAUAGUGUUUUUUUCCCUUCUUCUAUAUAGCGUCAAUCAAGGCGAACAAAAUUUGCAACUUCCUAUGUGUUUACGUUUGAUGACUUUUCAAUUUUUUUACUUUCAUCACUAAAUUCAAAGUGCUUGAUCCCCGAUCUUUCAAUUUUUUUCCCUUCUUCUACUUUUGAUGACUUUUCAAUUUUUUUACUUUCAUCACUAAAUUUUUAAUCUUGGUAUUUUUUGCUUAUGUUCUCACCUUCAGCGUCCUAUCCUUGUCUCUGUUGUUAAAAGGCAUUCUGAUUCUUUGUAAGAGUUACCGUUUUCUGGUUUUAGCCCAUGUUAGUGCGUUUGGGGUGAAAGACCUUCGGCGUGAUUAAGUAACCGUUCUUUUUUUAGAUCUCGCUUCUUGACUGUCAUAGUCUUCCUGUUUCCCUACUUGUUUGACCCGUUUCUUGUUUGAUUGGGUCAAGGGGUGUUAUUGUCUUUAACCUCCUAUUUCAUUUGAGAGCCUUUUUGGGUUAACUUUUUAACAUCAAGUGUCUGUUGCUAACAUUGGGGUGGGGGUUGAGAAGUAUGUUUAUUUUUCUCAAUCUUAGUUUUGGGUUUAUUGAUAGUAAGUCAUUCGCUGAAGGGUUGAAGUGUAUGCUCCCUAAAGAUGAGAGACCAUAUUUAAUGUUGGAUAUAACACCCGUUAGCAGCUCUCUCUCCUUAUUACCGUUAGAAGCAAGGACCUGAUAUAUAAUUUCCCCUGAUGUUCAUACGAAUUGAAGCUGGUGAAAAGACAACACUUCCAAGCUCUAAGCUCCGCUCCUUCGACUGAUUGUUCACAUCGGAUCUCAGGUCUUCCGAUGAGAGUCUGCAUACCAUAUCCUCUCAUCAUAUUCAUAUAUAUAUAUAUAUAUUUGUAUUAGCAGAUUGUUCUUAUCACUAGUAUUGUAUUAAACCUUUUCUUUCAUUAUUAAUGUAUCAUUGUUGGUGUUGUAUCUCA
This is a messenger RNA of Erigeron canadensis, 2663 nucleotides long. Its product is annotated as UDP-N-acetylglucosamine--dolichyl-phosphate N-acetylglucosaminephosphotransferase-like. Gene Ontology annotation, cellular component: membrane. NCBI's taxonomy places the organism in Eukaryota, Viridiplantae, Streptophyta, Magnoliopsida, Asterales, Asteraceae. Gene Ontology annotation, molecular function: UDP-N-acetylglucosamine-dolichyl-phosphate N-acetylglucosaminephosphotransferase activity. The record is from RefSeq and is a predicted model, not a curated record. Gene Ontology annotation, biological process: protein N-linked glycosylation; dolichol-linked oligosaccharide biosynthetic process. Bases 209 to 1468 code for a protein of 419 amino acids. The transcript has 11 exons.